Cercospora beticola is the source of this 3542-nucleotide messenger RNA. RefSeq lists its product as uncharacterized. Lineage: Eukaryota; Fungi; Ascomycota; Dothideomycetes; Mycosphaerellales; Mycosphaerellaceae. The record is from RefSeq and is a predicted model, not a curated record. Gene Ontology annotation, molecular function: zinc ion binding.
CCUGCCUGCUGCCGUGCAAUGGACUGUGGUGGAUGGCGGAUCGAAGGAAUGUGCUGCUGCCCCUAGUCUUCCUGACCUGGUUCUGGUUCAGUCAAUCUCACCAACCCCUACGCCAGCCCGGCUUUGCCGCCCGUCCGACCGUCAAAGAUGCCAUUGUUGCCGAGCAGGAGCAGUUGUGGGCAAUUGGAAAUUCAUCAUGGAGUACCGAAGUCGAGCGCGAGGGCCCGACAGCGAACAUCACAGGCUUCGAGACAGAUAGUGGCUUCAUCUGGGACGCCGUGCCUGCGGUGAGAGCACGGGCGCAAGAGCGGCUGGAAUAUGCGCUGGGCGACUGGGGAACUGCGGCCUUGGAGGGACACGCAGAAGGGAGAAAUCCCAUCCCGCUAUACAACAACGUCACUGGAUAUGUGAUGGGCAAAUGGAGACGCUCACCACUGCAGGAGACUGUGUCCACGCCACAGCUCAACUUGACACGCUACAUUCCCAAGGACCCAUUCGCUCAAAACACGAGUCCUGGACGUUUCGAAAGAAACGUCACCGGUCAACGCGGCGAAGCCACGAUUCGGUUCAAACAGUACGAGGGGACAUAUACGGAGAACAGCACAACUGAAAUGGGAGUACAUCUGCUUCUUGCAGAUGGUGAAAGUUAUGACGAGUGGGAAGCGCAGUUGCAUGGGACAUAUGACAUCGCUACUGGCCAUGGCAUCUUCAGCACGACCAGCGACAAGUUUGGCGGAAUAUUUGGUCUGCCACAUUUCGCUCUUUCCCAACACACUUUUGAGACGAUGCGCAAUCUGCUCAACAGAUCCAUUGCGCACGAGAUACAUCGACAGAUUUCUGAAGACUCCGACGCUCUGAAUCCAUGGACGUCCAAGAUGGAGGCAACCGACGACUUUGUCUGGCCCAGAUGCGAGCUUGUGGUCUAUCUACAGCAAAUGGCAACUGCCACGAACAUGCAAUACGGAUCGGCUGUGCUCAGAUUUCUCGAGCGAGAGCUGCGAUUUCCCACUGGCGCUUUCGUGCCGCCCCCGGCCGACCUCCACUUCUCUAUGCUGUUAUUCUCCCCAGAUUGCGGCUUUGUGUUGGAGUCACAGGGCCCCCCAGACACUGUCGUGCAGGAUGGCAAUCAUCUGGUUGGCCCAAAAUUGGAAGUCCGAUUCCUGCAUACACGCAAUCAUCUACUGGUCUUCAUUGGCGUUCUGUUUGCACAAAUCACGAUACUGAUGCGGCAGAUGCGCGAGGCUAGUACUCCUUCCACACGCAGCAGGAUUAGCCUGUACACCACCAUCUUGCUUGUGCUCAGUGAUGGAUACGUUACUAUGGGGCUCAUUGUGGCCACCACAUCUGUUCCAGCGCUUCUCGUCCAAUUCGCGGGAGCUGGCUUCGUCGCCUUUGUCAACGUGGCCAUGCUCGGCAUGUACUUUGUGAGGACCAUCUGGCAAGUGCAAGAACCAGAACGCGAACGUGCUGUGCGGGCAGAAGUCGAAGAGGACUUGCGAAUUUCGCAAAGGCUUUUGGAAACAUUGAAUCGCUUACGAGCCGAACGUCAAGCGAGAGAGCAAGCGGCCGCUGGAGGAGGCAAUGCACCCCAUACUACAUCCGCUGCUGAGACUGACCCUCCUACCACACAAGACACUGAAGCAACAGGAACAGAACAAAUCUUGCCUGGAACCUUUCCGCAAGCCCCUACCCCAGCACCAGCAGACACCGGGGCAUCACCCGUCUUCUUUAUGCCUUCAGAUCAAGAGGGUCUGCUACCGAUAACGGAAACUGCUCCUCCUCGAAACGUCGAUGCCAUGGUCGCAAGUCGCAUGCCCAGCUUUGGAUCCUUGUACGCAAAGUCUUAUGGAACUCUCGUUAUUAUUGUCUUCAUCAGCUUGUUGGCAAUGUCUUGGCCUGGCCCAGUGCGCCGCGUCUUCUUCAUACUCCUCUCAUUCUGUAUGACGAGUUAUUGGGUUCCUCAAAUCGUGCGUAACGUCCAACGGAACUGCCGCAGAGCACUUCGAUGGGAGUUUGUGAUCGGGCAGAGUGUCCUGCGACUGGUUCCUUUCGCUUACAUCCACGUUUACAAGAAUAACGUCGCUUUCGCGGAGCAGGACUUUUACAGCAUGGCUAUACUGGUCCUUUGGCUGUGGGUGCAGAUCGUUGUACUUGGAUCACAGGAACUCAUUGGGCCACGUUGGUUCGUGAAAGCAAGCUGGAAAUCUAUCCCUGCUGCGUACGACUAUCAUCCCAUCUUGAGAGAGGACGAGGAAGGCGGCAACAUGCCUAUCGGGUUCAGUGAGGCAGCUGGUGUAGCCAAAGACGCAUCUGCGCCUUCAUCCCCCGUACACGAGCGGGUUCCUUCACUAGGGCGCCGGACAAGCAACGCCAAAGAGCCGCAAGAAAAGGGCAAGCGUGUCUUCGAUUGCGCCAUCUGUAUGCAAGACUUGGAAGUUCCAGUCGUUGAAGCUGGAGCGCCUAGUGAUGCAGGCGGGCUUGGUGCGAACUUGUUGGCAAGGCGAACAUACAUGGUCACACCUUGUCGUCACAUCUUCCAUACCCCUUGCCUCGAGGGCUGGAUGAAGUUCCGCUUGCAGUGUCCGAUUUGCAGAGAGACUUUGCCUAGUCAGUAGCGAGCCAAGCAGGCUGAUAUAUCUAGAACCUCAAUGGAGUAUGUCGUUGUACUAUCCUCAUUGGUUCGCUUCUGCUAUGAAUGUGUCCUCAGCGAACCUUGAAUGGUACUGAGUGAGCUGGAGCCAGCCUUGUCGGCUCUGCAGCAUACAAUGCCAGAGAAGCCCUAGGUAUUACUUGCCGCUGUGUCAUCUGUCCCAGAUCCGGAGUCCUCGCACGGCAAGACUACGGCCUCUUGCUCCCUAUGCUUGGGCGCGGCGGUUUUGUACCAUACCUUUAGACAGAGAUACCGAUCGCUGCUCCACUGCUCUCUCAUUUGAAGCAUAUCUUGCUUCUUGGCCGGCCAUUGUCUACUCAUUGGCUUCGGGCGCGCUGUCGAACGGAGAGACCGAUCAUGAUCCCUUCGCUCUCAUUCCAGAUGGGUACACAUACCCUGGGGCCUAUCCUUGAUCUCCUUGGCUUCGUACUCAAGAGUCAGCUGGAGACUUCUCAAUUUCGAUUCAUUCUCCUUUCGAAUACCAAUGGCUGCUGCGGAGACACCUUUCCACAUUCGACGGCAUCCCAGCUCAACGAUGCGAUGGAAAACCACUUUAUGAGUCUUUCGCUCUCCUCUGAAAUGUGCAACGCUUCACAUAGCCCUACCUCAGACUUGUUGGCUUUCUGAUCGAGACUUACCUCGAGACAGCCGUCACAGGAUCUCAAUUCCCUUCCGAAGGGCAAGCACUAUUUUUCGCCCUCAUCCAUGCUCGUUGGGUUUGCGGUCGAAGCUGCAGUGGAGAGACUAUCGUCUCCCUCCUACUCUUCUCAGAUAUGUCCACCGCUGCCUGCAGCUCGUCUCUCUGCUGGUCACCUCUUAUAGCACACUUGGAACAGAAACGCCCGUCGAUGUUUUUGACUGCCAUUACACAGGAAUUCACUCCUCAAGGCUU